This is a messenger RNA of Mirounga angustirostris (Northern elephant seal), 5542 nucleotides long. It is a transcript of the gene NCALD, whose product is annotated as neurocalcin delta. NCBI's taxonomy places the organism in Eukaryota, Metazoa, Chordata, Mammalia, Carnivora, Phocidae. The record is from RefSeq and is a predicted model, not a curated record. Gene Ontology annotation, molecular function: tubulin binding; calcium ion binding; actin binding. Bases 826 to 1407 code for a protein of 193 amino acids. The transcript has 9 exons. Gene Ontology annotation, biological process: calcium-mediated signaling.
UGUUUUGAUUCUUUGGGAAUAAUCUGAUUUGUACCAACUUCGCCUGGCUGUCAAAAUGUAGAGUAAGUUACUGUGCAGAAUUUCCUCCCCCCCACCCCCGCCAAAUGACGUGUAUUUCAUAUGUAUGUUUCAUAGCUGAAUGAUUAUAUUUAGAUCAAAAAAAAUCUUUUCUCUGUAAUUGGUGGGGGUGACAGUAUAUCUUUGAAACACAUGUGAGAAAGAUAUAAGUUUGUUUUGUUUUGCUUUUAGUUGAAAGCUCCAAAGGAGUUGACAAUGUAACUUGGCUGCUUAAACAUGAAUGAGACCUUGGGCGAUGUUAGAAGAAGAGUGUCCAGAACAAGGGAGAAGGGGGCAGCUGAUUUUGGUUUCUCAGCCACUUUGCAGUUUGACUUCAAAAGAGAAAGAGGAAAGAAAAAAAAAGGUUCCAUUGUCCCUGUGGCUGGACCAGGAUGUUUCUUGCAUUGCGUGAGGAGUUUGUGUCUCAGGAGAGUGACUUCUUCUGACUUGAGCCUACAGUGUGCUUUGAGAAAUCUGCCACCAGAUUAUCUCGGCUUGGUCUCUGGGAACCACCCACUAGUGACAGUCAUAAGGUGGCAAAACUGAGGAGCUGAGAGUAGCCUGCCGUAUUCUUGAGUGGCAGAGCAGGAUUUGGACCCUGAUCUGUUGGACACCGUGGCCUAUGAUCUAAUAGUUAUUCCAUAAUAUUCCUGUUGUCAAGCUUGAGGUCCACAAGGCCCUACAACACUUGCCUCAGCUGGUCCUCUUGUUAAUCCUGUUCAGCAAAUAGACGGGGAUUUCUGCAACAGCUGAAUUCUCGCUGCCAGGAUGGGGAAACAGAACAGCAAGCUUCGCCCAGAGGUCAUGCAGGAUUUGCUGGAAAGCACAGACUUUACAGAGCACGAGAUCCAGGAAUGGUAUAAAGGCUUCUUGAGAGACUGCCCCAGUGGACAUUUGUCAAUGGAAGAGUUUAAGAAAAUUUACGGGAACUUUUUCCCUUACGGGGAUGCUUCCAAAUUUGCAGAGCACGUCUUCCGCACCUUCGAUGCCAAUGGAGAUGGGACGAUAGACUUUAGAGAAUUCAUCAUAGCCCUGAGCGUGACAUCGAGGGGGAAGCUGGAGCAGAAGCUGAAAUGGGCCUUCAGCAUGUAUGACCUGGAUGGAAAUGGCUACAUCAGCAAGGCAGAAAUGCUAGAGAUUGUGCAGGCGAUCUAUAAGAUGGUUUCCUCUGUAAUGAAAAUGCCUGAAGAUGAGUCAACUCCGGAGAAAAGGACAGAAAAGAUCUUCCGCCAGAUGGACACCAACAGAGAUGGAAAACUGUCCCUGGAGGAGUUCAUCCGAGGGGCCAAGAGCGACCCGUCCAUAGUGCGCCUCCUGCAGUGUGACCCCAGCAGCGCGGGCCAGUUCUGAGCCCCGCGCCCCACGGAUCGUAGAGCUGCUUGCGUCCCCUUUCCACCUUUUCGUUUUAACAGAUUUUUUUUUUUUUUUUGCCAAUCAAUAUUGAUGGUGACGCUGUCCCCCCCCCGCCCCCGUGCGGUCAGACGCACCUUCCUCCGUGACGCCUUCGGCUUCCUUUGUCCGGGGGAUGCCCAGAGCCCCAACGCGCUUGUGGAGAGCAUGGACGCGCUGUCAUGCAGACUUUGUGAUGUUCCUUGUUCCUUGAGUUUCCAUCGUUCUUACUGUUGUUUUUCUUCUGAUUCCAAUGUCUCUGUUCUCAAACCGAAGACUCGGGGAGGCAAGAGAAGGGAAAGCAAGCCAGUCCCGGGAUUCUGUGGCCAGCUUCCAGGGGCCUGUUUGAAAAACAGAACUCCCCAGCUGGGUCUGGAGCCACACGGGCAGCCCCCAGGGUGAUGGCGCCUGGUGCCGGCUUCCCAAGGACAAGGGACCCUGUGGGGCCGGGCUGUGAAAGCGCCUGGAGGCCUCCACUCCCCCCUCUUCCCCAGCGGGCUGUAGUGUCUAAGCUGUGAACAUUUCAAGGUAAAUUCAUAGAGAAGAGGAAAAGAUGGCUCAGCUGUUUCUUCACACGUUUACACUAGUUGAGCUAAGCUGAGUUUCUUUGGAAAUUAAACACAAAUGGUAACUUAUAUAACAAAACCAGACCCAUCUUGUUGCCUAUUGUGAUUAAAAAAAAAAAAAGAGUGCUGUAUAUAAAAUAUUGGGUAUUGCAGACCAAAUUAAGUGUUUUGCCUUGUUUAAAUGAAAUGCAUGUUUAGUGAGCACUAAUACAAUCUUAUUAUAGAAGACUGUUUUUAGUAGCUUAAUGUGAAGUAAGCCAACUAUAAUGAAUGUCUAUGUCUUGUUUUAAAGUCAUAUCUGUCUUUGCACAAAUGCACCAAUCAACAGGUAUAUUUUAUAUAUUCCAGAGAAGUACAAAGUCACCAUGACUAGGGCGCAACCUUAAUUUUGAAUGCAUUUCCAGAGUGGUAGUGCCUGCAGAACAGAAGUAGGGCAGGUUUAAGUGGGACAUGUCCAUUGGAGCACCAGCGGCUUGAUGGUAUUAGAUUGGGGUACGGUGUUUUUCUGAGUAGAUUAAUAUUCUGUUGACCCGAAACACACACGCACACACAUACAAAUUCUUGAGACUUCCCUUUGGUUUGAUCCACAUUAUGGUUAGGGAGCUGUAUCUGCAAUGUUGACCUUUUCAUGCCCCUGGUGGCCCUUCAAAGAGUCCGAGAUUGGGCAGUGAGCUCAUUGUGAAGAAGGCAUGGCCAAGGGCAUCUGUGCUUUCCAGGGCCCACUGUGGGGAAUCCAAAAGUAUUUUGCAUCACCAUGUUCUUUGAAUGCCAAUUUCUGUUUUCAAAAGUGACAGUGCAAAUUUUAGUCACUCUUUGGUCUGGUGACCUCACACACACUAAUUGGAAUUGCAAGUUAAGAGUAAAAAUUGCUGAUCACAAGUAAGUCAGUCAUAUUUUCACAAGUAGUAGGCCUGGGGAAGUCCAAACACUCAAGGACAUAGAUGGGGAGGAUCUGCUCCGGGAGGAGGCAGAGAGGUCCCGAGUGGGUUUAUCUGCAGCCAAACUACUUUCUGUAGACCAUGACCCACAGAAAGACAAACAUAACUAUGAGGAAGAUGAUGCUGAGCCCAUUCUAACUCCAGAUUCUUCUGUAUUACUUGAGUCCCUUUUAACUGGUAGCAAAAAUCUGAAUUUGUAUGGUUGACCAAAAUGAACUAACUUUGCAGGAUGAAAUUAGGAGACCUACACAUGGUAAAAUCAUCUUCAUCUUCCUCUGAGUGUCCAUUCCUCACAGUGGGUCUAUCCUGAGACUUGCCAAAUUCCUUCUUUGGGCCAAGUGGUAAGAUCUGGGUUUGAAAACUAGGGAAUUAAACUAAGAGGCAGAGGGCACAGUGAGUGAUGUUCAGGAGGUACAUCCCACUGCUCUGGACUGAUGACCUAAUUCCCCCUUUCAGUUCCCCUUAGAAGGGGAGUCGUUAAUGUUUGGGCAAGCCCGCCUAAGCUCUACCCUCGGUCAGGACAUCUUGUUGAGCCAGACUCACCCAGUUCCCUAGAACUGAGAGCUGGAGUGAGGAGCAAGGAAGAGGGGCUCCAGAUGUUUAGGAGAGAAAACAGAGCCAGACGCCUGGCUAAUGAAUGCUGACAUGCCUGGGAUGUAUGCAAAUAGUCUUGUCCUGGCCUGCCAUUGACCCUGUCUGUAUUUUCUUGAUGGUUGUUUUUUCCUUCUACUCCUUUCCAGGAAGGGCUUUGUAUGUCUAAUCCAAUGCACUUAAAUUUGGCCAAGGGACUCUGCAGCACUCAGAAGGCUGAAUGACUAAAGGUUUAGGUCAUUCCUUUGAUGGGCUGUUCAUUGUCAUUGCUGUGAUGCGGGACCUCUGGAAGUGGAGUCUGUUCUGUCUGAAAUCAAGCCAGUCUGUGAUGUUCAAGGGACUGGAAUAAAGUGGCUUAUGACUUGAAGGAGGAUACAGAGUCAUACUCUUGCUUAGGGGUGCUGAGGGUGCUGUUCCAUCCCUUCUGUAUGUCCCAGGGGACCCUUUCCACAAAUGGAUUUAAUAAUAUACAAUUGACCCUUGAACAAUGAGAGGGUUUGGGGUGCAGACACCCUGUGCAGUCAAAAAUCCACAGAAUUUAACUCCCAAUAGCCUACUGUUGACCAGAAGCCUUACUGAUAACAUAAACAGUCGAUUAAUGUCUAUUUUGUAUGUUAUAUGUAUUAUACACUAUUCUUACAAUAAAGUAAGCCAGAGACAAGAAAAUGUUAUUAAGAAAGUCACAAGGAAGAGAAAAUACAGAUACAGUACUGUCCUGUAUUUAUUGAAAAAAAUCUGCACGUAAGUGCACCUGUGUAGUUCAAACCUAUGCUGUUCAAGGAUCAAGUGCAUAUAUUUACAGAUCCCAUCAUAUGGAGUGGCCCCCAUAUCAUGACUUCAUGUUGCUCGAGCUUGGCAUUCAAGCACAUUGAUUGUUUCAUGUGAUUGUUUGGGACAUGAGGGUCCUUGGCCUAAACUGCUGCCCCAGCUGAAUCUGCCUGAGGGUCCAGGUGCCUAUACUGCCUCCCUCCCCCCUCGCCAGGUGUGGCUUCUGCCCUAAAGACACAGGAGCUGGGGCGGGGGGCGGAGGGGUGGCAGGUGCUGAGCCCAAAGCCCUGUCCGAAAGCAUCCUUGGUCUGCGCAUGGGCUUUCUUGCUUCUCUCCACUCAUGUACUUCUCGGCCUUCACUUUCUUCUGCCCUCGCCUCCUUCCUCACAACUGGAGCUGCAAACUCUAAUCCAAACAUUAGGUGCAAUGGAAGGCGACUUCCUCUUCAGUGACAAACGAACAUCCUCUUCCCCUGUCUCACCCUCUCCGUCUGGAGAAGAGUCAAUAGAAAACAUGACAUGAUGCAGACUCCACACCCUCAAAGCAAAUUCAGAUGAGGCUUGUUUUUUUGUUGUUGUUUUUUGUUGUUGUCAUUGGCCCUACCUCCAGCACAGAAUUCCAUUAAUCUAGGAAAAAGGGACUGAGGGUCAGCUAUAGUUGGUGACUUGUGGGCCAACCAGACCUCCUGUAGGAAGUGAGUCGGCCUGCGGGGGUUCUGUCUUUACGUCACAGUUUGUCCCUAUGGACCACCAAUGGCUACUCACAAGCACUGAACGUGACCACCACGCUGUCGUUCAUGGCACCGCUGGUGAGGUGGCUGGCAGCCGCUUACCUGAUCAGGAGCCUGCACUCCCGCACCUGUUGGGAGGCCAACCUGGCAAUUUCUAGCAAAUUUCCCACAUUUUCAGGGCAUUGUCUUAAUACCCAACCCACCUGGAUCCCCUCACAGCCUAGUGCAGGCAUGGAGGGGGCACACUGGUGGAAUCAGAGGAAUCUGAGUGUUCCCCUAAGUCGAGGUAGAGAGAUCAUGAGAACUGUCUUUGGAAGAAAUGGAGAUACUUCACACAUGCCUCUCUUGGCUUGGGUAUGCCCAGCACUCUGUUGAAAUUUUGUUUUUUGGGGUACCUGGGUGGCUCAGUCGUUAAGCGUCUGCCUUCAGCUCAGGUCAUGAUCCCAGGGUCCUGGGAUCGAGCCCCGCAUCGGGCUCCCUGCUCGGCGGGAAGCCUGCUUCUC